UUGUGAAGCCAGGGUGUUAAAUGAAGUCACUUCUUUCUCAGGGCUUUCUAAGCUAAGGUUUUCGACUCUUCAGUUUGGUCCAGGGAUUACAAACUUUAGUGCUUAUUCCAUCAGUAGGAGAGAAAUAAUGGCAGCAGCUACGGGGGAUCCUGGGCUCUCCAAAUUGCAGUUUGCUCCCUUUAGCAGUGCCUUGGAUGUUGGAUUCUGGCACGAGUUGACCCAGAGGAAACUGAAUGAAUAUCGGCUGGAUGAAGCUCCCAAGGACAUUAAGGGAUAUUACUACAAUGGUGAUUCUGCUGGGCUUCCAGCUCGCUUAACAUUGGAGUUCAGUGCUUUUGACAUGAGUGCUCCCACCCCAGCCCACUGCUGUCCGGCUAUUGGAACGCUCUUUAACACCAACACACUCGAGGCUUUCAAGGCCGCAGAUAAGAAGCUACUUUUGGAACAAGCAGCAGACGAGAUUUGGGAAGCCGUAAAAUCGGGCGCUGCCCUCGAAAACCCUGUCCUCCUCAACAAGUUCCUCCUCUUGACAUUUGCAGAUCUAAAGAAGUACCACUUCUACUAUUGGUUUUGCUUCCCUGCUCUCUGUCUUCCAGAGAGUCUACCCCUCAUUCAGGGGCCAGUGGGCUUGGAUCAAAGGUUUUCACCAAAACAGAUUCAAGCCCUUGAGCGUGCAUAUGAUGAUCUUUGUCAAACAGAAGGAGUCCCAGCGCUACCUUACUUCUUAAUCAAGUAUGAUGAGAACGUGGUGCUGGUUUCCCUGCUUAAACACUACGGUGAUUUCUUCCAAGACCAAAGGACAAAGAUAACGAUUGGUGUCUAUGAUCCCUGUAACUUAGCCCAGCACCCUGGAUGGCCUUUGAGGAAUCUUUUGGUCCUAGCAGCCCACCGAUGGAGUAGCAGUUUCCAGUCUGUUGAAGUCCUCUGCUUCCGAGACCGCACCAUGCAGGGGGUGAGAGACAUCGCCCACAGCAUCGUCUUCGAAGUGAAGCUUCCAGAAAUGGCAUUUAGCCCAGAUUGUCCCAAAGCAGUCGGAUGGGAAAAAAACCAGAAAGGCGGCAUGGGACCGAGGAUGGUGAACCUCAGUGAAUGUAUGGACCCUAAAAGGUUAGCUGAGUCAUCAGUGGAUUUAAAUCUCAAAUUGAUGUGUUGGAGAUUGGUCCCUACUCUGGACUUAGACAAGGUUGUGUCUGUCAAGUGUCUGCUGCUUGGAGCUGGCACCUUGGGUUGUAAUGUCGCUAGGACGCUGAUGGGUUGGGGUGUCAGACACAUCACAUUUGUGGACAAUGCCAACAUCUCCUACUCCAAUCCUGUGAGGCAGCCUCUCUAUGAAUUUGAAGAUUGCCUAGCAGGUGGUAAGCCCAAGGCCCUGGCUGCAGCAGAGCGGCUCCAGAAAAUAUUCCCUGGAGUGAAUGCCAGAGGGUUCAACAUGAGCAUCCCCAUGCCUGGACACCCAGUGAACUUUUCCAGCGUCACCUUGGAGCAGGCCCGCAAAGACGUGGAGCACCUGGAGCAGCUCAUCGAAAGCCAUGAUGUCGUGUUCCUGUUGAUGGACACCAGAGAGAGCCGCUGGCUCCCUGCCGUCAUUGCUGCGAGCAAAAGAAAGCUUGUCAUCAAUGCUGCCUUGGGGUUUGACACAUUUGUUGUCAUGAGACACGGCUUGAAGAAACCUAAGCAGCAAGGAGCUGGGGACUUGUGUCCUGGCCACCUUGUGGCACCUGCCGACCUCCUGGGCUCAUCGCUUUUUGCCAACAUACCCGGCUACAAACUUGGCUGCUAUUUCUGCAAUGAUGUGGUGGCCCCAGGAGAUUCAACCAGAGACCGGACCUUGGACCAGCAGUGCACUGUGAGUCGUCCAGGACUGGCCAUGAUUGCAGGAGCCUUGGCAGUGGAAUUGAUGGUUUCUGUUUUGCAGCAUCCAGACGGGGGCUACGCCAUUGCCAGCAGCAGUGAUGACCGCAUGAAUGAACCGCCAACCUCUCUCGGCCUUGUGCCUCACCAGAUCCGGGGAUUUCUGUCACGAUUUGAUAAUGUCCUUCCUGUCAGCCUGGCAUUUGACAAAUGUACAGCUUGUUCUUCCAAAGUUCUUGAUCAAUAUGAACGAGAAGGAUUUAAUUUCCUAGCGAAGGUGUUUAAUUCUUCACAUUCCUUCUUAGAAGACUUGACCGGUCUCACAUUGUUGCAUCAAGAGACCCAAGCUGCUGAGAUCUGGGACAUGAGCGACGACGAGACGGUCUGAUGCGGCCCACCCUCGUGUGGCUGGCUUCUCCCUGGCUGCCUGUGGAGGACUUCUCUGUUGCCUGAAUGCGACUGCCACUUCCAGGAUAGG
Leopardus geoffroyi (Geoffroy's cat) is the source of this 2329-nucleotide messenger RNA. RefSeq names its product autophagy related 7 (gene ATG7). The transcript has 19 exons. The record is from RefSeq and is a predicted model, not a curated record. Gene Ontology annotation, molecular function: Atg12 activating enzyme activity; Atg8 activating enzyme activity. The coding region runs from base 128 to 2239 and encodes 703 amino acids. Gene Ontology annotation, cellular component: phagophore assembly site; cytoplasm. Gene Ontology annotation, biological process: piecemeal microautophagy of the nucleus; C-terminal protein lipidation; protein modification by small protein conjugation. Lineage: Eukaryota; Metazoa; Chordata; Mammalia; Carnivora; Felidae.